AUGUCUCCUUCUGCUUCAAACAACAAAGACACAUUCAUUGGUUGGGCUGCCACUUCCAAAGAUUCUCCACUCAAACAAAUGGAGUUGCCCUUGAAAACUUGGGAAGAGACAGAUGUCGAAAUGGCUAUCUCUCAUUGCGGGGUAUGUGGUAGCGAUAUUCAUACAUUGAGUGAAGGCUGGGGAAAGACUCAAUUCCCUGCUGUGGUCGGUCAUGAAAUUGUUGGUAUUUGCACAAGAGUUGGCAAAGAUGUCAAGCACAUCCGCGUUGGUGAUCGUAUUGGUGUCGGUGCUCAGUGCGAUUCUUGUGGUGAAUGCGAUGACUGCAGACGAGGCGAUGAGAAUAUUUGCAAAGAAGGUCUUUUAUCAAGAGGUGGUACUUACAAUGGCAACUGGAAAAAUGGCGACAAGACGUUUGGAGGAUAUGCAGAUUAUUGGAGAGGCAAUUAUCGCUUUGUAUUCAAGAUUCCCUGUAGUAUGACAAACGAGAUGGCUGCCUGCUUCUUCUGUUCUGGAGUUACCACUUACGCACCUUUAAAGAAUAACAACGUUCAGCCUGGAGAUCGUGUUGGUGUUAUUGGUAUCGGUGGCCUUGGUCACUUUGCUAUUCAAUGGAUUAAAGCAAUGGGCGCUGAAGCUGUUGCACUCUCUCAUUCCGAUAGAAAGCGUGAAGAUGCCAUGGAACUGGGCUGUGAUGAAUACAUUGUUACCAGCAAUGAAAAUAUGAUGAAGAGUCGAGCAAACACUCUUACGUAUAUCAUCUGUACAAGUUUUGCAAAUGAUUUCGACUGGAGUCUAUUUUUGAACCUGUUGAAAAGUAAUGGUAAAUUCAUCAUGGUUGCUAUCCCUGAGACUCCUCUCGUUGGCAUCCCCCCUUUCCUGCUGGCCGGCAAGCAGCUCACUAUCUCUGGCUCCAUCAUUGGCUCUCCCCGCAUAAUUGAAGACAUGCUUAGAUUCGCUGCCACUACCUCAGUGAAGCCAUGGAUCAACAAGUAUCCCAUGAAUCAAGUCAAUGAAGCAAUUCAGGCUAUCAAGGACGGAAAGCCCAGAUAUCGUAUUGUUCUCGAAAAUGAGCCGGACUUCUAG
This is a messenger RNA of Mucor velutinosus, 1083 nucleotides long. RefSeq lists its product as uncharacterized. Gene Ontology annotation, biological process: alcohol metabolic process. Lineage: Eukaryota; Fungi; Mucoromycota; Mucoromycetes; Mucorales; Mucoraceae. Bases 1 to 1083 code for a protein of 360 amino acids. The record is from RefSeq and is a predicted model, not a curated record. The transcript is spliced from 3 exons. Gene Ontology annotation, molecular function: alcohol dehydrogenase (NADP+) activity; zinc ion binding.